AUUUACAAUAAUAAAAUGUUUUUUUUUACUUUCUCACUUCUGGUAUUGUGAGUUUAGUUAAGUGUUUAUAAUUUAUUUCAUCGAACAAAUACGUUGAAGCACUUUUUUUGUUAAAUGAAUAUUAAACAUUUAACCAAAACGGAAGAAAUGGCCAUCAUUAGCUGAACAUUUAAAAAAACAUAAUUACCUACCGAAAAUUAUAAUUUUGACAGAUGUGCUUAACUUUCAACCCACUGCACGUAUACACGCGGCUUUAUCAUUUUGACAGCUUUCAGAAAAACAUAUGAAUUUCAUGUAUAUGUAGCCAGAAGUCGAAAGGGUAGGACGGUGGGCAACUUCGCUGCGGAUGAAUUCUAACCCCUUCCGUACCGUGUGAGCCAGCUGGUCGCAUCCCGAACAAUUGGCUGCUCCAAUGAGGGGAAGAUAAAACCAGUGCCCAUUAUACGAUGACCACCUAGUGCGAUUCCUAUGCGAUAGAUGCAUUAAGGCAGAGCAAGCGAGAGAGUGUGUGAGGCCAACGGAGCUAGCGAUCCGUACAACCACACGGGAACGCUGGUGUGAAAGUGGGCAAGGCAAACACGGAUGGGCGAGUUUUAGUUUUUGUUGUUGUUUUUGUCGUUUCUACUGGAUCUUACUGCUGAAGCUCCAAAAAGGAAAGCUGCGCAGCGCAAACCUGGAUCGUUCAUCCUUCCCUGCAAAGCGCCAUACAUUCCAGUGCCCUAAUUAGUAAGUCGUCGAAUCGACAACAAAAAAACCAACCGAGUGAAUGUUCUGAAAUCAGGAUGCGGUUCAACAAACAAGAACUGAUCACACUAGCGACGCAACCGAGCAACAAGUUCGAAAAGGAAGGCCCGCUACACGUAACGGAAAAGCAAGAAGGUUUCUUCCGCAAAACCGAAGAUGAAUCACAAAAGCCCACGAACGGUCGGCUAGGCCGUAAGGGUUUAUUAAAGCGUCAAACGCCAUUCAGUUGCAUCGGUAGUGGAUCAAAUCAAGUAAGCCUCGAAAGGUGGUGUCGGCUGCGUGGAAACUUACUGUUCUACUUUAAAUCGAGUGAUCCAUUUUCUGAACCGCAAGGAUGCAUAGUGCUUGAAAAGUACAAGUGCAUUACACCUAGCGCCGAGCAGCAGGAGUAUGAUGGUUACGUAUUUUAUUUAGAAUUUAAUGAUGGUUUAAGACAACGAUUUGCUGCCAACACACAACAGGAACGCUUCGAGUGGAUGCAAGCGAUUGGGCUGGCGGAGUACGACAUCAAGCGAGCGCAGCUCAAAUAUUUGCGGGAACAGAUCGAUCGUCAUCGCGGCACUAUUCACGAUGUUGACAUCGAUAUGUUGCGUUUGCAAACGGGGAAAGAGAUUGAUUUAAACGAAAUACCCAUCUGCGAAUCUGUAAUCUCGUGCGAUAAUCUGCUGUGCGAUGGUAAUGGUAAGCCUCCGAACCCGUCCGUUGUGGUGCAGGUCACGUCGAACAAUCGUUCGUCGGGCUGGAUCAAGUACGGCCGGACGGAGGUGAUCGAGCGUAGCUCCAACCCGCAGUUCAUCUGCACCAUUGCCUUUCGGACGUGUGACGGGUUGCACAGUGAGUCGCUGAUACGCUUCACCGCGUAUGACGUGCGGGAGAAGGUAACACAAACGGCCGUUCCGAUUGGGUGGGCCGAAAUAUCGCUCGGCGUGAUAGCGGAUACGUCACGGCUGCGGAUACCGUUGCGUACACAGGCGUGCGGUGAGAAUGCUGGCUUUCUGACGAUUGCAACCUGUACACCCGAUAUGGAACGACGGAACAAUCCACGUUCACCAAUGAAAUCGGGCCUGUUUUCCGGCUUACCGAUCGGUGAAAAUGUGCCGCACCAAAAUCAGCUACAGCAGCAGCACCAGCACCAACCGUUAGGUCAUCGACGCUCACAAUCGCUACCACCAAAGCUCGGCAUAAAGCUUUUCAUUCCACCUCCGUCGAAGAUUGGGCUGGUCUUUACGAAUCCAAGUAUUCACACCUACCGGCUCCAUUCCGGGCUUGGCGGUGACAUUAGCGUGCUGGAGGUCAUGCUCGAAAGCUACCUUUGCUACAUCAUCCCCCAGCAGCUGCUGUCCGUGUGGAUCGCGCGCGAGAAGGAACUGCUGCAGGAAAUCUCCGGCAUGGGUGAGCUUGGGGGCGAGUGGCGCCAGAAGCAGAUGGAGCUGCUCGACAAGCACCUGAAGCUGCUGAAGGAUUACUCCCAGGCGAAACAGUACCUGCACCAACAGCAACAGCGCGGCCGAUCCUUCAAACCUAGCUGCCGAAAGGGUGAUGAAACGCUCGAGUUCGCCCCGGUCAAUCUGCACCUGCAGCGCAUGUGGGCCCACAACGAUACGCUCAAACGUGCUGGUAUACUGGACGUCAUCACGGUCGGUGCGUUUACACGCCAUUCGGGCAAAUCGAAAACCGGUGGCCUUAUCAAGCUGCUGCACCACGUCAAAGAGUCGCCGUCGAAGAGCGAAGGGCAGCACAAGGUGGCCGCCGCAAACGAUGCGGUACAGGCGAUCAAGCAGCUGCGCAAGGAAAUCGUGGAAAUUAUGUCACAGCUACUAUAUCUGGCAAAGUCGAAAAACCCGAAAGGCAUGCUACCACUCUGCAACGAGAUGAUGACGAAAACGCGCGCCCUGCUAAACAUUUGGGAACCGAGCCUGGUCGAGGAAGCGUUCGCAUUUAUCGAGCGACAUCGCAUCAUCGACGACACGACCGUUAAUGCGGCUGCUGGCGAGGGUGAUGCAGGUCAUCGGGAGGGUGGAGGACUGUCGGUUGGUGGCGGUACCUCAGCAAUGUCACCGUUUAAGAAGAUCACCCAGCAGCUCGGUGCGUUGGAUCUGAAAUCGCCCGAGCUGGAAGAUUUUUCCACACCGAUGGGACCGGCACCGGACCUUUGGCCUCAGAUACGCACCAGCAAAUCCGGUACGCUUAGUGUGCCGAAGGCGAAGAUGGUACCAUCCCCUUCUUCGUUUGAGCUUGGGGAUGCGAUCGCUACGAUACAGAGCAGCUUUAAUCAGUUGCAGCAGGAAGGUUUGGUACAGGAGGGAGGUGACCCGCACAGUAUGACGUACUCGUUACCAAGCCCGUGCUAUCUACCGACCGAGCAACCAUCCACUUCCAAGGCAACGAAAUCGUGUGGUGUGUCCGGUGGUGAGGUGAACGUCACGUUCAGUGAAACACAUUUCGACAUCAAUGGUGAGGUAACACCAAGCCCGGUACUCCAGCCAGCCCCGUCGAAACCAAGCGCUUCCGAUCACGCCACCACGCUGGGAAGUUUGCCGAAUAUGGGAUCAUCCACGCUAACGGCAAAUCAAUUGUUGGAGAACAAAAACGAACUGCUGUCGAACGUGUACGACGAACAGGGCUAUCUGAUCGAGAAUACUGCCAUCGUACUCGGCCACAAUGGUGCGUUUCUCGAUACGAAAGUGAUGAGCUCGAGCCCGUCGGCCAACUAUUACCGGCCGACGGAGGAACCAGAACCGCUAGAUCUAACGCAGCUCAACAUCGAGGCGAGCGUGAUGUGUCUCGUCUCGAAGGUGAAGUUUCUGUGCGGUCGAUGCGGUAGCCCGGCAGUACGGUUGCGACAGCCCAAAGGUGGACCGCUCGGUGCUAUGCAACGACCGACCAGCAUCGAAACGCUGCAAACGUACGUUGUUACGAGUCAACCGCUAUCGUUACCGCACGCUAGCGCUGGUACCGAACCGGACACAAAAGCCAUCGCACCCAGCGUCGAGGUACCGCGGGAAGAGAUAACACAGCAAACGCCCGGUAACGAAAGCCCAACCAAACCGAACAUUAGCGAUGUGGCGAUGUGUGGUGGUAUUGAGAUGAAACCGACCACGCCCCAUCUAAGCAAUAGCAAGGACCUUAAUCUGGCCCUUACGCAGGCAGUCGGUGAGGUGGCCCGGAAGGUAAAGAAGGGUAACAAGUUUACGGACGGGUUGGAUCUUUCGGCCACCACCGAUUGGGCACUCGAGUUGCGACCCUCGAUGAAGAAGCUGCGCCAGGCGAUGGAUGGGCUGUUGAAAACCGCCCGCCUAAUGCAUUCGGUACAGCGACUGCAGCAGGAUAUGAAGAAAACGAGCGCCACGCUUGCGAUCAUGUAUCGGCGCGAUGUGUGCUUCUCCCAGGCACUCACCUCCCUCGUCGCUGGCUUGAUGGCGAAGCUCUGGGGUCAAAAUGUGACGGAAAACUUCAUCAACCUACUGGUCCAUCUCGGUCCGCUCGCUUACUUCGAAGGGUUGCUUUCACUGUACGGCAACGAAACGGACAUGUGGGGUGACAUGAGUGUGGCAGUGGAAGAUCUUGCCACCGUUGGGUUUACGCUCGUACGUAGCAAUCUGCACCGUGACACGAAGGGUGCCAUCCCCGUACCACGUGUGACCGGUUCGAGGCAAGCGUUGCGUGUGUUGCUCCCGGUACCGGAGUCGGUAUUUUGCCAUCUACCCACAAAAGAAGCGGUUAGCUUUCGCGUAACGCCCGUCUUCUUUAACAUCGGCAUCAACGAGAAGGCAACCGUAGCGGAAACGCUUGGUUUUACGCGCGAACAACAUCGCUCGAACUGGGACAAUUACGACCGGUUGAAGCAGUACCACAGCCGCUACCGUAAGGUGCCGUUUAACUUUGUCAAUCCGAAUUGUUCCGCUAGCCAGGAUACACCGACGAAGGUGGGUGCGUAUACCACGCCCCAGAAGGAGCUGCUAGUGCCGGACCAUACGGUUGCAAAGUUUCUGGACGACAUGGAGGCGGAACUGCGUGCGAAUGGGUCGAAAAAUUACGCCAUACUGCAGCUGGCGGAGGAGAUAACGCGCGCUGUUCAAGGGUUACGGUUUACAUCGUGCAAAAGCGCCAAGGAUCGCACCUCAAUGGCGGUUACGCUCGAGCAGUGUCGGGUGUUGCAGCAGGAGUUUCAUCUGUCCGCGGGCAAUGCACAAAAUGUGCUUAAUACGAUGCGCAGCGAGGGAACCCGAUCGGAUAAUACGAUGAAAAACGUAGGCACACGGAAGUACGCGUUCAACAUGCCACAAGUGCUGUCGCUGCCAGCUGUUUAUCGUCCUCCAGCCGGUACUUAUGGAAAGGCUCAAACUUAGUUCACCUUCAUAAGUAAAUAGGGCUAGCAGAAUUCUGAAACCUUACCUUACUAUUAACCUAUAGAUGCGUCAAACGUAUAAGUGAAUAAGUUUGUUGUUUCGUGUUUUUUUUUAUUUAAUCUCUUUUUAAUGCGUUUUGUUAACAACAGUUUAUUGCGUUCGUUUGUUUUCUUUCGGGCCAACCGGGCACAGAUCACAUUGUAAGGUGUCACGGUUUAGUUUUUUUUUUAUUAUUUAGAACAAUUUAUCGUGUAGCCAACAAAAGUAUGUGAAACUCAUUAUUUAAAGCAAAACAAACAAUACUUAAAAACAUAACAUUAAUACUACUUUUAUUUCCAUCAGUGAAUGUAGCAUUUAUAUUUGUUUUUUUUUGUGUAACGAUUUACAGUGUAAUGUGUUAGUUAUUAUUAGUUACAAAAAAGCAUUAGUUUAUCAUCAAGGAUUACAAUGAUAAAUGUAUAACGGGAAGCAGGAUACAAAGAAGAACAUGAGGCGGUUCGAGAAGGAUAAAAUUGAGCUUUACGAUAAUAGUCUGCAUAACGAAUAUGAACCCUAAAUAUGCCGGAAUGUCUACAGGAAGUAGUGUUGAAUCUUCCCUAUUAGUAACAAACGCAUAAUUACACCGUUAGAGCGAUAAGAGGCUAAAGGCUAAGGCUGACUGGCAAAAAAUAACAAAUCCAGCAAAAAACUGUCAUUGAGAUUCAUGCACAUUUCUUCAUGGGCAACAUAAGCGGGGUAAAAUUUCCAAAUACGAUUUAUCCUUUUGGAGUUAUAAAAAGCGGUUCGAGAGGAAUUCACAAUGCUUCCAUGAGAGCACGCGAAGAGAAACGAGCGCUGUUCGGGAUGUUAAGUUAUACGUUACGUGUCUGUCUGCCUAUUGUGCGUCUAACCGUCUAAAUACUCACCGGAACGAUUCAGUAAUGUAUUGUCCAUUUCACAAUCGAUACAUAUUCGAAGUUUAUUGCUUAUUACAAUGAGCGUUAGGUUUGUUUUUGUUUUCUCAUCGUAUGCGGGAAAAAACACAUUUUUCAUCUUUGAAAUUGAAUGUUCUGUUUUUUAAACAUUCGUUAUAACUCUUCAAUAAAACGGAAAAUAAAACCUUUAAGAUGUUUUUUUUCGUUUUAAAUUACCGUAUGCCAAAAGCAUAACAGGACUAACCAAGCUGACUAAUCAAGUUAAAUAACUUACAUUUUUUUAAAAUUAAUCCAACUAGCCCCGUAAUAUUUACAACACAUAUACAAGCCCAGUUAACUUAUUCAACUUUCAAACAAUCGAAGGUUUCCGUUUAUACUGUAGCAAAAAAUCGAGAAUCGCGUAUAGAGACGAACAAGAAACAAAAUAAUUAGAACACAAACACAAAAUGGAGAGGGAAUAAAAGAUGAGUGAAAUUUAAUUCAAGCAUAACUAAUUGUAAUGGCACGUUACAUAAGGAUGUUGUAGAAGGGUGUGACAUUCGGAACAAAAAAAAAUAAUCUAGUAUAGCAUCAAUUCGCUCCAGUACCGUUUAAAAUUUUAAAACAUAAAAAAAGCCAUAUAGUCCAACAUAUCUAGAGAAAAUUGAUCGAAAAAUAUAAACGAAACGCCAAAAAAAGAACAUGAAUCAAUUGUCAAAUGAAUACUUACAACACAUGUGUUAGCUAUGCAGGGUAAAGAAAGGAAACACUUUUGGGACUUACAAAGCAAAACAAAUUAUCACAAAAAAGUAAAUCCUGUUUAUCGUACGUACAUUCUGUCGCAUUUGAACAUGAACUCUUUCGAACAUUGUGCUCUAACAAAUCAGUGCCAAUUUUGUUUACUUAUGGGGAAAAAAGUGUAAUAAUAAUCAAUUCAAGUUAUAACAUUCUUAGCACUAGUAAUCGAUUCAUUGUUGCGCAACGUAGAAAGCAAAGUUUUUUUUUAAAUAUAUAUAACAAAACAAAAACCUCCAGGCACCAGACUGCGAACAGGCAAAAUGGGAUGUCGUAGUGUUUUUACGAUAGGAAACCAAAAAUCGAAAACGUCGUUUUGCACUAUUUAACCAUCUUAACCGCAUACGUAGGGUAGGCGUAAAGGACUUUUUGACAAAUUCGUUAUUCAAAUUGAUAGUAAACAACGUAAGCGUAACAAUGAGUGAAACUGAAACGGAACGCGCUCUGCCUACCGGCAAAAGUGAGUUGAAGCGUUCAAAAAACUGUUGCAAAAAAUAAUAGCAGUGUAGCGAUAAACCAAUCGGGUACACUGUAAGUAAUAAAAUGAACAAUACUAACCAUGAACAAAACAAAA
Molecule: messenger RNA, 7355 nt
Organism: Anopheles funestus (African malaria mosquito)
Lineage: Eukaryota; Metazoa; Arthropoda; Insecta; Diptera; Culicidae
Product: inositol polyphosphate-4-phosphatase type I A
Exons: 8
Coding region: 783-5093 (1436 amino acids)
Cellular component (GO): cytoplasm
Molecular function (GO): phosphatidylinositol-3,4-bisphosphate 4-phosphatase activity
Source: RefSeq, a predicted model, not a curated record